This is a messenger RNA of Aegilops tauschii subsp. strangulata, 609 nucleotides long. Its product is annotated as probable leucine-rich repeat receptor-like protein kinase At1g35710. Gene Ontology annotation, biological process: protein phosphorylation. Lineage: Eukaryota; Viridiplantae; Streptophyta; Magnoliopsida; Poales; Poaceae. The record is from RefSeq and is a predicted model, not a curated record. Gene Ontology annotation, molecular function: protein kinase activity; ATP binding.
AUGGAAGAAUACAACGACGAGGCAACAUUUCAUGCUGAGAUUGAAGUACUGACGAAAAUCAGGCACCGAUGCAUCGUCAAGCUAUUUGGCUUUUGUUCCCAUUCCCAGUGCAAAUUCCUCGUGUACGAUCUUAUCGAGAGGGGGAGUUUAUCUUCCAUUUUGCAUGAGCAAGAACUUUCAAAGGACCUGGAUUGGCCCAAGAGAGUUGAUGUCAUCACAGACGUAGCUCAAGCUCUCUCCUAUUUGCACCAUGAUUGCGAUGAUCCUAUUGUACACCGGGACAUAAAAAGCAGCAAUAUUCUUCUAGACCUCAAUUUUAAAGCUUACGUCUCAGACUUUGGUAUGGCGAGGAAGCUAAAAGCUGGUUACUCAAGCUGGAGCACUAUUUUUGCAGGCACAUGUGGCUACAUAGCCCCUGAGCUGUCAUCUACCAUGGUGUUUACUGAGAAGUGCGACGUGUACAGCUUCGGCGUGGUUGUGCUGGAAGUUCUGAUGGGAAAGCACCCAGUUCGGCAGCAGCGAGCAGAGGAGGGGCAGGACAGGAAGGUGACCAUGAUUCUUAGACAGAGAUUCUACUUCACUAGUUUCAGUAGUAACAAUAAAGACUGA